CAGGCGCUCUGUUAAAUAUCUCCCCGCAAUAUCCCCACGUCGAUGCCCCAGGUCUCCUUCCGCUCUGGCCAACAUAUGUGCCCGGGCCACUUUCUCACCUCGUCCCAACCUUCCAUCACGGUCUUCAGUGACCUCAUUUUGCCCUCACACCAUACCUACCCAAGCCUACCCCUCGUCUCACAUUUCCCUCAAUUCCCUGGCUUGCACGUUUCACUCUUUGAAAUUCCCUCUGUCAAAAAUCAAGGAUGCCGGCAGUUACCUUUCCCCAUGCUGUCCACACGGCUCCUGGACAGCGUGCGGGACGCUCGCCAGGCAGGUCCGAAUCGACCGAAAAGGACUCUUCACCUUCUAAGCUUGAGCUUGGGAAUGUACAAGGCAACGUCUCGGACACCUCGCUCAUUGAGGAAGGCAAUUGGCCAACUUCUUGGCGCGCCUGGACCACUCUAAUUGCCUGCUUCUUUCUCAUGUUCAACAGUUGGGGUCUCGUCAAUGCCUAUGGAACGUUCGCUUCCUACUACAAGGAUGUCUUACUACCUGGACGGGAUGCCCUAUACUUCAACCUACCAGGGGCUACCGAAUGUUUCAUGGUGCUGACCCUUUCGGGUCCCGUUGGCCGCCUGUUGGAUGCCGCUUAUCACCGACAACUUCUGUUCACAGGCUUUUGCAUCAUUACCCUCAGCUUCUUCAUGCUCAGCAUCAGUAAUGGAAAAGCAGGCAUGGGUGACGGUAAUGCUGGGCUCAUCUGGCUCACGCACGGCUUUCUGGCUGGCCUCGGAAUGUCAUGCUUGUUCGUUCCCAGUUCAGCAAUUGCUGCUACGUGGUUCCACAAGAGGAAGAGUUUUGCCAUCGGCAUUGUCGCGUCAGGUGCUAGCAUUUCUGGCCUUGUGUACCCCAUUAUGCUCAGGUUUCUUACCACGCAGCUCGGCUUUAAUAAUGCCGUGCGUGCCGUAGCUGGGCUGAUUGGUGCCACCACGCUCUUUUCGUUCUGCUUCGCGACACCGAACCCGACUCAUCAUCACCGGAAACCAGAGACGUGGCUAAGCAAGCGCGUAUGGGUCGAUACGGCCGCGUUCAAGUACAAGCCAUUUCGAUGGCUCGCGGCGGCCAUUGCGUUCCUGUUUCUGGGGUUUUACUGUAUCUUCUUCAACCUUGAGGAGUGGGCUGCAAAUAAAGGUUUCGGCCACAAAACAGGAAUGCACCCUCAAAGUCCCAGUGAGGAUAGCAGCUCGAUCCUCACGCCUGGAAUCGCUACGUAUUACAUGCUUGCGAUCAUGAAUGCCGUGAGCACUCUUGGCCGCAUCGGAUCCGCUUGGCUUAGCGAUCACUACGGCGCCAUCCGUGUUCACGCCGUCGUCACAUUCGUAGCCUCCCUCCUGACCCUCUUCCUCUGGACCUUUGCACCCAGCUUUCCUGGCGCCAUUUGCUUCAUCGUCUUUUUCGGCAUCUUUAGCGGUGCCGUCAUCGGCCUGCCUCCCGCCAGUAUGGCCUACAUCUUGGGCAAAUCGCCUCAACAGCAAGCUCGCUUGGGUCAGUGGACUGGCAUGAUGUACACAUCCGCCGGCAUUCCAUCACUCAUCGGGCCCGUUAUUGCCGGUCACCUCAUCUCCAACUAUAAUAACUACAUCACGGUACAACUGUGGAGCGGAACAUGUCUGCUUCUCAGCGCAGGCUGCAUGGGCGUCGUCUGGUGGUACAAACACCACGAAGCUGCGGCGGGCCAUGACGGACCUGUGUUCACAACUCCAUCCGGCCCCGGACUUAGCAAGUCGCAGACGGUUGCUAGUGCAAUCAGCACGGAUACUUGCCGCUCAGAUGUAACAGUUGAUAGCCAGAUCUCUGAACCAACGCCAGAGCUUGAACCGGCUCAGACUGCAGAGACACGAGACUAUCAUCACAGAGAAGAGGAUAAGACCGAGACUGAGAAGGAAAUGGUGUAACCGCAGCCGAACCCUAACACUACAUUUUGUUUUUCUUCCGAGUAAGGCGGCUUGGCAAACGUGCUUUUUGCGGCGCCUCAGCUGACGAUAUGAUACCACAAGGGAACGCCACAAGCUGCGAAGCGCGUGCUCCUAUGUAUUUCUUUGCUUUUUCGCUGCCGCAAUGCCGUGCUCACU
Molecule: messenger RNA, 2114 nt
Organism: Aplosporella prunicola CBS 121167
Lineage: Eukaryota; Fungi; Ascomycota; Dothideomycetes; Botryosphaeriales; Aplosporellaceae
Exons: 5
Coding region: 246-1937 (563 amino acids)
Biological process (GO): transmembrane transport
Cellular component (GO): fungal-type vacuole membrane
Molecular function (GO): transmembrane transporter activity
Source: RefSeq, a predicted model, not a curated record